Akanthomyces muscarius is the source of this 489-nucleotide messenger RNA. RefSeq lists its product as uncharacterized. The record is from RefSeq and is a predicted model, not a curated record. The transcript has a single exon. The coding region runs from base 1 to 489 and encodes 162 amino acids. NCBI's taxonomy places the organism in Eukaryota, Fungi, Ascomycota, Sordariomycetes, Hypocreales, Cordycipitaceae.
AUGGCCAAAGUCACAGCUGCGACGCCACCGGCUGCUGCGCCGCUCAAGGUGCGCUUCUGCGAGCCCGUGCUGGGUCUGCCGCCGCUGUUUCCACGCGACCAGCAGCAAAACGGGGCUGGGGAGAAGAAGCAGCAGCAGCAGCAGCAGCAGCAGAAGCAGAAGCAAAUGGCUCAUACGCCAUUGCCACCUGUUCCGGAAGCGACCAGUGAAGGGCCCGCAGAGGCUGGUCCAAGCGAGCCGCCGAAAAAGCGUCUGCGGCCUAGGACUAAGAUUCAGCGCAAGACGGCCGCUGAAUCGGCGGCGGCGGCAGGGGCGGCAGCAACUGCAGGGCACUCGACCGCUCCGGCCAAGAGGAGGCGGAAGCCGCGCGUAAAGCCGAAGCAGGAGACUCCUGUGCCGCUUCCCGUGCCUGGCGGGGUUACCACGGCGAGCUCGUCUGCCGCAGCUGCUGGCAAGCCCGACGAGCAGCAGGGUGCGUCCAAGCCGUGA